UUGGCUUCCAAAUCCACAGGCACCCACUCAGUAUCUUCUCUCUCUUAACCAUCUCUUUAUCUGGCUCUGAUAUCUCCCGUCUUCCACAUUAUCAUCAUCAUCAUCAUCGUCAUAUCUGCUACGUACUCAACUGCUUUAUACCUCACACUCUUCAAGCCUCAACUUCUCAUUCAAAUGUUCAAAUUCAAAUGAGCUAUAUCGAUUUACAACGUUCAUGUUUAACGCUCCGACUCACAUUUUACCUCCACCUCUGCCCUGCUUUCUCUCUUUGCUCUUUGCUCGUCCCUCGCUCUCUCUCUCUCUCUCUCUCUCCCCCACUCUUCACACUUAUCAUCUGUUUUGCAGAAGAAUUACCCUCAUCCGAAAGGUCGCAGGUUCGAUUCCCGGGUAAGGACACUGCCGUUGUACCCUUGAGCAAGAUCCUGAAGCUUGGCAGGGAGCGCAGAGAGGGGCGGGCCUCGAGAGCCGAGUCCAGCCGCAAACGGGGCUUUCAGCGGCAGGCUUCGGGUUCAGGGAGAGGUCGGAGGGAGAUCUCGCGUCGCAAAAAAGCGAACGGGGACCCAGCCGCCAGCUCAUUCGGCGCCCCCCUCUCGUUACAAAGCGAGCGGAAGGCCCGAGCGCGGCGCCUCCUCCUUGAUGAGGAGGUGUUGACCGGGCGCCCGAGGGAGCGGCCGGGAGAGCCGAGCGGUAGGAUGCACAUGUGCGUGUCGGCGGCGCGUGGGCGGGACGGCCAGGGGAACAAUAAGCCAUUGUUGAGGGAGGGGACCGGAGGAGUCCUGAGCCCUGAGCCCACGAGUGAGGGAGGAAGGUCCCUGAGGCUGAGUGCGCUGCGGGGGGGGGGGGGAUGGACUCGGAUGGAGCCUGUGCUCAGCACUCGGACGCCUGGUCACGUCCGAGGCGGGGUUUCUCUGGAGACACGGUUUGUCGGCCCGGUGCGCCACUCUGCCGGGCUGGGGGCAGGGCGGGGAGGGGAGGGGCCGCCGACUGGGGGAGCGACGAAGGUCCCUCGUGGGCCCCCGGGUGCAGCGGCGGUACUCGUCGUGCCGUUUUCCGGAGCCAAACACGUCCGUGUUAAUGAACAGAGAGACGCUUUCAGGGCCCGACCAGCCAGCGUCUUCCAUUCAGGGGCGUGUGCCGUUACCACGGCGCUGCUCAUCAAAAGGUCCGGCAAACACCGUGUUCAGUGAGCCAUGACCAAUGACUCACUGAUGAAUUGCAAGACAAACAGAAAAUAAUGCGGACAUAGCCUUUUUGUUUUCAGUCAUCUGAUCUAGUAGAGUGUCAGUGGUGCUGACAGGAAGAAUGACAGUUCAUCAAAUGUACCUUAUGCUGAUGAGUUUAACAACAGGGUGAUAUCCAUGACAUGGAAUAAGGUCUAAUAUUAGAUCACACUACAUAUGGAUAUAUGGCAGAUUCAUGUCUGAGAGAUGGAAAAAUGCACAGCAAAAGAUGUGUUCAUACAGCUACAGGAGUGUUACAUUCAAACCAGUUUGGUUUUGAAUCUAAAACAAGCAAAUCAG
Messenger RNA from Anguilla anguilla (European eel), 1520 nucleotides. RefSeq lists its product as uncharacterized. The coding region runs from base 189 to 1187 and encodes 332 amino acids. The transcript is spliced from 2 exons. Lineage: Eukaryota; Metazoa; Chordata; Actinopteri; Anguilliformes; Anguillidae. The record is from RefSeq and is a predicted model, not a curated record.